Messenger RNA from Cuscuta campestris, 3985 nucleotides. NCBI's taxonomy places the organism in Eukaryota, Viridiplantae, Streptophyta, Magnoliopsida, Solanales, Convolvulaceae. The record is from the annotation of a GenBank genome assembly.
AAUCGGGUAUGGGGCUCAUCGUCUAAAAAAGGCGUAUUCUCAACGAGAAAGCACUUUCUGUGUGCCAGGUCUCUCAAUUUGCAAUCCGCCAUGGAUGAAACUCGAAAACACCAGGUUUCUAUGCGAGGAGCGAGCGCGAAGGACAUUUCGAGGGAUGAGCUUCUAGAGAUGGUCUCGCAUGAGAGAGAGCUUCGGGUUUAUAUUCGGAAAUCCACUGCAGCUGCACUGUGUAUUCAGAGAGUUUGGCGGCGUUACUCUGCCACAAAGUUGUUAGCCCUACAUCUUCAGCAGCAAUGGGAGGUUAUGAUGGAUAAUCUAGUUGUUCGUCCAACUAAAACACUGAUAUCCUGCAGUAUUUUGAGGCCUUUCAUUUUCUUCAUAACGUUCUUAUUGAAUCGAGGAGUAAAAGUGCUAAAGAGAGAUAAAAAUUGUAUCGCAGCUUGCUUCAGAGUUGUCUUGGAAAGCAUUACAUCAACUAAUGCAAAUGAAAACUUUUUCUCAAUGGCAUUUGGAAAUGGCGGGGAAAGAAUAGUUUGGACGUACCAAUCGAAGAAGCUGGUUUCCAUUUGCAUGUUGAUUCUAGCAGAUUUUGAUAACUCUCACCCAGGGGGUGAAGAUGUGUUUGUUACAUCAUUGGCUCUGCGUUUGGCAGUUGUUUUGAUUGAUAUCAAAGGAUGGAUUUGCAUCAGCGAUGCUAAUAUCCAAACUGCAAAUAACUCUAUAAGAGAUUUAGUUCAUUUCAUGGCAAGUAAGAAGAGCGGUUUGUAUAGUUGUGUCCAGAGAUACAUUUGUAAACUUCAAACUCCUAUUUCUUCUCAAGUAACUUCUUCUGGUCAAAUGGAUGAUCGAUUCUUGAUUAUUGCUUGCGCUACAACUUUGGUUCUCCGACCAUUUCACGAUACAGGCAUUUGUUUAACCACUAAUUACUCGGAGGAUGUUCAGAAUGCUGCUGAACAAUUUUGUAGUUUGCUUCUUACAAUUCCUUGGUUGGCUCAAAAGUUACCAGCUGUGCUGUUACCUGCUAUGCGACACAUGUUUGUAUUAUCAGCUUGUUUACAGACUCUGAUGGUGAUUGGCAGAUGCCAAUGGAAGAAAUCUCAAAAGAAAUGUUUGAUGUCGAUAAGAUGACACGUACUGGACAGAACAGGGCAAUGCCACCGGUUGGUUGGGCUCUGGCAAACAUUAUUUACCUGGCGACAAUGGGUGACAAUAAUUCAUUGGAUUCUGGAAAGUUUCCCCCUAGUCUCGAUCAAACUUCCUAUGUACGUGUUGUUGUUUUGCUGGCAGAGAACCUGUUGAUUUGCUUUGAAAGGGUUGGACUGCUAAGUCACGAGGACCGGAAUGAUGAUGUUAAUUCUGUUGAACCUCUCAACUUUUAUCAUGAGGCUGGGACAACAGGUGGAUCCUCAAAGUUGUCUUAUCUGGACCUCCUUAAGCCAGUUUGUCAACAGGGGCAUCUAAUGAAACUUAUUUCAUUUGUCAAAGACACCUCCGUUAAGAAUGAUGUUAACAUGGCAUCAAGCAAUGUAGCAUCUCAUAGAUGUGAAUUGCGUGAUAUUGCUUAUUAUUAUUCAUGCAUGAUAAGAAUAUUCUCAGUUCUGGAUAAAGUGCAUGGAGCGUUGCCAGUUCUGAAUAUGCUAUCUUUUGCUCCCGGAUUUAUUUCAGAUAUGUGGGGAUCUCUAGAAAAAACGUUUUUCCCUGUAGGGGAACAUGUUACUGAGAGCACCUCAGAUCAAAAUAAAGUUGGUGAAAAUAUUAUUUAUGAAGUGUCUGAACAAAAGCAGAAGCACUUUGCUAAAGACAGUGGCAGUAAAUGGGUGAAUGUAAUUCAGAAAAUUGCACGAAAAUCUCGCCCAGAAUCAACAUCUACAAAUGUAGCUGAUGGAAUUUAUAGCUCUAACACAAUUGGUGAGCAUUGUUCUGAUAUCUGGGAUAUUAAACCAUUAAGGAAGGGCCCCGAGGGUAUAUCAAAAGAUACUUAUUGCCUUCUUAAUCUCUUCUGUGCUAGUUAUUACCACCUGCUUGUAGUUCUCAGUGACAUUGAGUUUUACGAGAGACAGGUCCCUUUUUCGCUGGAGCAGCAAAGGAAAAUUGCAUCAGUGCUUAACACAUUAGUGUACAGUGCCGUGUCUGUUAACAUUGUUGCUCAAAAUAGGACUGUCAUUGAUUUUGCUGUCAAGUGCCUGCAUUUGUUAUAUGAAAGAGAUUGUAGGCACCAAUUUUGCCCACCUGCUUUGUGGCUUUCACCAGGUAGAAUAAACCGGCCUCCAAUUGUUGCAGCUGCUAGGACUUUUGAAGUAUUGUCAGCUAAUAAAAAUGAUGUUUCAACCUCUCCUAUUGGUUCUGUCAUUAUAACUACACCACAUGUCUUUCCAUUUGAAGAAAGGGUUGAAAUGUUCAGAGAAUUUAUCAAUAUGGACAAAGCUUCUAGGAGAAUGGCCGGCGAGGUUCUAGGUCCAGGUCCACAUGCAGUUGAAGUUGUUAUUCGCCGCGGUCAUGUUUUUGAAGAUGGAUUUCAACAAUUAAGCAGCAUUGGGUCCAGAUUAAAGUCUAGCAUUCAUGUUUCUUUUGUAAAUGAGUCUGGUCUCCCUGAGGCUGGCUUAGACUAUGGUGGGUUAUCUAAGGAAUUCUUGAAUGAAAUUGCAAAUGCAGCCUUCUCUCCCGAAAGUUAUUGGGCCGUUACAGCUUUCUUGAUGAAUUGUCAACGCUUGAUCCUGUGCUAUAUAGAAAUCUUAUGUAUGUUAAGCAUUAUGAAGGUGAUGUUAGAGAGCUCUCUUUGGAUUUUACAAUUACAGAAGAAUCACUUGGAAAGAGACAUGUUAUUGAGCUCAAACAUGGUGGAAAAAAUAUCAGUGUCACAGAUGAGAACAAGCUGCAAUACGUUUAUGCAAUGGCGGACUUUAAACUUAAUCGACAGAUACUUCCAUUCUCAAAUGCAUUUUACAGAGGGUUAAUUGAACUUAUAUCUCCUUCUUGGUUAAAGUUAUUUAAUGCAUGUGAAUUUAACCAGUUGCUCUCAGGGGGGAAUCACGAUAUUGAUGUUGACGAUUUACGUAAAAAUGCACGGUAUAGUGGGGGCUACAGUGAAACUAGUCGUACAGUGAAACUUUUUUGGGAGCAGUACUUUCCCAGUGCCGCAUUCCUGCACAACAAUUUUGGUCUUUAGAGUGAAUGCCAACAGCAGCAGUCAAUGGUAGUAAACUCUAGCACGGGAUUGCAGAAAUUUCACCUAUGCGGGGUCUGGAGGAUGGAGAGUUUACUACUUUAGUCAUUGUGCCAAAAAAACUCCUUGGAAUUGUGUAAAUGAAGAAUAUGUUUGUGGUUAGUGUGUAGAGGGAUGAAACUUCACAAGUUUGGUCGCGCGAGGGUAUUAGGUCUUGUGAUCUAGUUUACUGGAAGACAAUGUCGAACAUGGCAGUAAAUGGUGGCAGUCUUGAACAUGGGUGGUUGAAGCGAUGAGGAAGACACUACAAUAUGACAGUGUGAAGAAGAGGAAGCUGGUGGUGCGAACAAAUAUGAGAUCAGAUAACCUUGCUCAAAAAGUAGUGAAUCAAGCAAAAGAUUGAAGGGAUGGUGGUGCCCCGAACUGCCGAUGGAGGUGGGCUUCUAAGGGUGAAGUCACCACAGUGUCUAAUACUGAUGGUUAUGUUGGAUCUUGGAGAGGGCAUGGUCCUCACCGGAAAUGGAGCUUGUGAAAGAACAGAUGCAUAUGAUACCUUGUUGAAAUAUGGAAGAGAGAUUAAAUGAAAUGUAUUGCUUCCUCUGCCCCCAAAAAAGUUCAUUUUCAAGUAUAUGAGCCUGGUUUUAAAAGUCUACAUUAAUUUUUUAGAAAUAUUCUUGGUCAACCAAGUGGAAAGAUGUUUUACUCUGUAGUUAUUUACUCCAAACGGUUAAGGUAAUUUUACCUCCGUUCCUUGAAAGAUUUUGAAAAUGGUUGGGUUUAAGGAGUGUUACUUCCAAUUUUGUCAUGGCUUUAUGUUAGGGU